Molecule: messenger RNA, 1507 nt
Organism: Physella acuta
Lineage: Eukaryota; Metazoa; Mollusca; Gastropoda; Physidae
Product: core-binding factor subunit beta
Biological process (GO): regulation of transcription by RNA polymerase II
Cellular component (GO): core-binding factor complex; nucleus
Molecular function (GO): sequence-specific DNA binding; transcription coactivator activity
Source: RefSeq, a predicted model, not a curated record
AUGUUGUCAUUCGUAGCGAACACAUUGUACCGCGAACUGAAGGAAAAGUUUACUUUCGCUAUGCCACGGGUCGUACCCGACCAGCGGCCUACCUUUGAAAAUGAUGAACUUUUUAGAAAAUUAAGUAGAGAAAGUGAGGUAAGAUAUACUGGAUUUCGUGAUAGACCUAUGGAUGAAAGACAAAUUAGAUUUCAAGCCGACUGUAGAGAAGGACACGCAGAUUUGGCGUUUGUCAGCACGGGGACGAAUUUACAGCUCUCCUUCGCCGCCAACUCGUGGUCAGAGCGGGCCGAGGAUCGGGUUCCUACCCGGGACUUUGUUAACUUUGACGUGGAGCCAGGAAAGGUUCAUCUAAAAUCUCAAUUUAUUUUAAAUGGUGUAUGUGUUGUUUGGAGAGGUUGGGUAGACUUGAUACGGUUAGAUGGAAUAGGCUACCUUGAAUUUGAUGAGGAAAGAGCAGAAGUUGAAGAUGCAAUACUACGAGAACAAAUAGAACAAAACAACAGACGAGUGCAAGAGUUUGAAGAGAGACGGAGACAGAGGCUGCAAGAGCAAGAAAGACAAGCAGCAUCUGAAGCUGAGGCCAGGACCCGGAGAAAAAGUCGGCACAGAAAAGACGUCUGCAGCAUUGGUUUGACAACCAAGUGCAACAACAUCAGCAGCAACGGAUUAACGUGCGCGCUACGCAAAUGCCCACAGCCCCUGUUCAUGUUUUCUGAGAUGAAGCUGCCGACUCAAAUAUCGGACAUGUCUCACGCCAACGGUCACCACCACCACAGAUCUAAGCACAAAGAGCCGCCGAAGACAGAAGUCGACGAAGAAGAGGAAGUAGAAGUGGAGGUGGUGGAUGUGGUGGAUGUGGUGGAGGUAGAUGCCGAGGAUCCAGUUCCGAUAGAAGCCGAAGUGGAAGCCCCACCACGUGACAAAAUCCGGAAAUCCGACACCAUCUGGUCGCCAUGGAAAUAGCAAUGGCUGAAACUGGGUGUGCAAGGUGUGAAUCACAUACACAGACCCGUGUGUUAGGUCUGAGCUGUGCCCCGUGGCUUAGGUUAGUCAUUCAAGCAAGUGACUUCCUCGUAUUUAAAUGGCGGGCUUACUGACUUGGUGGUGAAUGGCUGACAAACCAGAUCAUCCAUUCUGUCAUAACUCACAAGACUACAUUAAAGUAGCCUUGAAGCCAUCCUAAUAGACUGAUACACCUUUACCUAGGUCAUCUUGUUUUUUUAAAACCAGCCACACAACUGGUGUUCUUAUCAUUCCCGCUGUCUGCUACAGUAGAUGUUACACCCCACCCCUCCAUUUGAUCCCCCAGAUUGUUUUGAUGUAAUUUUUUAAAAAUACUUUUUGACAACCAUGCAUUCCAUAUCAGCCAUUCUCCUCAAUGUUUCUACUGAUGGCGUGUGCCAUAUCGUGUCUUGUAAACACGUGUGAAUAAUGUAAAUAAACAAACCUAUUCUAGUCCAUGUACAAAUAAAAAGAAAAUUGUAUUGGCCUUCAUAGGCUUGUA